AUGCGCGCUUCUGGCUUCGCGGUCUUAGCUGCGGCCACCACCGCCGGUGCCGCGCGGUUUGCCAUGUACUUUGACGAAUGGCACAAGACGACUCUUCCUUCCAAAGAGCAAACGGCCGGCGUAAACUACGUCAUCACGGCCUAUGCCAUGUCGGAUGUCUUCACCAAUGGCACCGACUACGCUCCCUUUAUGCCGCUGGACCAGAUCCGUGCACUUUUCGACCAGGGCACAAAGGUAUGCAUGUCCAUUGGUGGAGGCGGGGACAAGACGGGCGGCUUCAGCGCCGCCAUUGCCUCGGAUGAGGCCCGUGGGAACUUUGCCAAGAAUAUCGCAUCGACUGCUGAUAAGCUGGGCUUCGACUGCGUCGAUAUCAACUGGAAGUUCCCCGGCGGCCUCGGCGAGGAGGAGAGGAAGGGAGAGGUCGAGGCUUACCCCAAGCUCCUAUCUGACGUCAAGGGUGCUCUCGGCCAAAAGGAGCUGUCCAUCGCGGUGCCCGGCAAUCAAAACGAAAUGACGGCCUUUACUUCGGAGCAGUGCCCCAACAUUGCAAAGUCGGUCGACUUCGCCAACGUGGUGUCUUACGGCUUGCAGGAUCCAAGCCGCAACGAGACCAACCACCACAGCUCCGUCGAAGACUCGAAAAGCAGCGUCGACAGGUACACCCAGUGUGGUAUUCCGGCUGAUAAGCUGAACCUGGGCAUCGCCUUUUUCGCCAAAUUCAAGAAAACCGUCGGCACGUGCCAGGGGCCCCUCGGGUGCCCCAUCGAGGAUGCCGGGGGCAAAGACCCGGAGAAGGCGGGCGACGUCACCUUCGAGGCCGAGAACUUGAACGGCACCACCGAGCUGUCCAAGGCCAUGGAGAAUGGCCAGGCCGACAACGACCGGGGCGGCCAGUGGUGGUGGAAUCCCGACACCAGCAAGUUCUGGACCUGGGACACGCCCGAGUUCAUCGCAAAGAAGUGUGGCGAGAUAGUCAAGGGGAAGCAGCUCGGCGGCGCCUUUGCCUGGAGCUUGGGAGAGGAUAGCAAAGACGGGAGCCACCUCAAGGCCCUGCAGGAUUGCUUCAAGGCCCAGUAG
Hirsutella rhossiliensis is the source of this 1077-nucleotide messenger RNA. RefSeq names its product glycosyl hydrolases family 18 domain-containing protein. Lineage: Eukaryota; Fungi; Ascomycota; Sordariomycetes; Hypocreales; Ophiocordycipitaceae. Gene Ontology annotation, biological process: carbohydrate metabolic process; chitin catabolic process. Gene Ontology annotation, cellular component: extracellular region. Gene Ontology annotation, molecular function: chitin binding; chitinase activity. The record is from RefSeq and is a predicted model, not a curated record. Bases 1 to 1077 code for a protein of 358 amino acids. The transcript is spliced from 4 exons.